AUGUCAAAACGAAGAAGAAAUAAUAAAAGGAAUAAAAAGGACGAACGUAAUUACAUUGAAAUAUCUGAUGAUGAUGAUGAUGACAAUCAAUCCAUCGAUUAUGAUCACAUCUCCAUCGAUUCUACCCUACCUUCUUCUCCUUCUUCAUCAUCAGACCAACAUCAACCCGAAACGAAUACAGAAUCUUCACAUGUACAUUUUACAGAAGACAUGAUUCCUGAAAGUGAUAGAGAAGAGGAUUUCAUUUCUUUAAAUACUGAAGUCAAUACACGUAGUAGGCAAGAGAAACGUAGAGAUGAAAGAGCAGAAUUAAAGCGUAAACGAGAAGAUUCAAAUGAAGAAAACAAGUCAGAUGACAUUGAUAUAUGUUAUCCUUGGAUGAAUUUAAUGUCUUAUUAUCGUAUAAAGCAACCUCUUUCUGCUAGAAAAUUAUUACAACAUGAGGUAGCUUGUUUUUUGCAAUACAUUGAACCAACAGAAAUAGAGAUUAAAUUAAGAGAAUAUUUAAUACAUCGCAUAAGAACAGCAAUUCAAGCGAAUAUACCUGAAGCCAAAGUAACUGUAUUUGGUAGCUAUUCUACCCAAUUAUAUUUGCCCAAUAGCGAUAUUGAUCUUGUUGUUCAAUUUCCUCCCUCAGUACAAGUAAGACUUCGACGAAUAGCUCAUAUAUUAGAAUCAGAAGAAAUAUGUCGAGAACCGCAUAUUAUUGAGCAAGCAACGGUUCCUGUAAUUAAACUUCAAGAUAUAAUGACAAAGCUUAAAGUAGAUAUUAUCUUGAACUCAACCUCAGGAGUUGAUAGUGCACGAAGGAUUAAUAAAUUCGUAAAGAAAUAUCCAGCUGUUCGACCUUUGACAUUAAUUGUAAAGUAUCUUUUAUCACUUCGUCAGUUAAAUGAAGUAUAUACAGGAGGAUUAGGUGGUUAUGCUAUUGUGUGUCUUGUUGUUAGCUUUUUACAGAUGCAUCCUAAAGUAGCUUCGAAAGCAAUCGACCCUAUGCAAAAUAUAAGCUCAUUAUUAUUAGACUUUUUUCAAUUAUAUGGAAUUAUGUUCAAUGUAGAUCAAGUUGGUAUUGAUGUAAAUGGCAAUGGUUCUUAUUAUGACAAAAGUGGUAUUGUUUGUAGGAAUGGAAGAACUGUUUUCUCUAUUCAUGAUCCUGAAGAUCCUUCUAACGAUAUCGGUAUCAAAUCAUACAAUGCUAUAGCUAUUAUUCGAACAUUCAGAUAUGCAUAUGUAUCCAUGACAAGGAAAGCAUUCAUAUUGGAAGAAGAAUUAGAGGAGAAUAAUUAUAAAAAACUAUAUAGAGAAACCAUAGAGAACCCUAAAAGUGGUUCUAUUCUUAGCUCUUUCCUCUAUAUAUCCGCUGAAUUCAUAAAUCAAAGACAAUUAAUGAAUGAUGUAUAUGAUGAAAAACGAUGGGAAGGACAAACAGCAGCCAAAACAUUUUCAUUUUAA
Molecule: messenger RNA, 1452 nt
Organism: Cokeromyces recurvatus
Lineage: Eukaryota; Fungi; Mucoromycota; Mucoromycetes; Mucorales; Mucoraceae
Exons: 6
Coding region: 1-1452 (483 amino acids)
Biological process (GO): RNA 3'-end processing
Cellular component (GO): nucleolus; TRAMP complex
Molecular function (GO): mRNA binding; poly(A) RNA polymerase activity
Source: RefSeq, a predicted model, not a curated record